CACUUGAACAGUGUGUUCGUGUGUUGACAUGAUGAUUUUUAUCUAUUUCUUCGUCGGUUUAUUUAUUCAAAACUUGGUUAGCGCACGGGUUCAUGAUUUAAAUGAUAUUACAAGAAAUAACUUGAACGAAAAUGAACCUCUUAAACUUCAAGUAUUCGAUCUGUUGGAUUUUUUGGAACGGAUAAAAGCCGCUAAAGAAACUGACAGAGUACUCGUACAAGUGUACUACGAGAGUUUAUGUCCUGCCUGCAGACUUUUCUUUACAGAGCAAUUAAAACCUGUUGUAGAGAAACUUGGGCAGUACAUAAAUAUCAGGACCUAUCCUUAUGGAAACGCAAAGACAAUAAUUGAUGAAAAUGGUGAUUACACAAUCAAAUGCCAACACGGGCCUCCAGAGUGCUACGGCAACAAGCUGCAUGCAUGUGCAUUGAAUUUGUUGCAGAAUAAAACUCAAGCAUUGAUCUUUAACGCCUGCUUGAUGACCCGAAGGCGAAACAGUCAUGGUUCAGACGAUAAGGCCGCUGACGCAUGUGGUACAGAACUAAAUUUGGACUCAAACACAAUUAAAGAAUGUGCAAAAAGCAACAAAGGCGAUGAAUUAUUAAAAUAUUAUGGUGAAGAAAGCAAAAAGGCAAAUUUCAAUUACGUACCAUACAUCCUGAUACAAGGACGUGUCAACGAUGGAGAAGAACUAAUGAAGGAUAUCUGCAAUGUUUUCACCAAUCCUCCUCCACCAUGUAAUGACAAAUGAAGUAAAUAAAUGAAUAAUAGUCGG
Papilio machaon (common yellow swallowtail) is the source of this 775-nucleotide messenger RNA. Its product is annotated as GILT-like protein 2. The record is from RefSeq and is a predicted model, not a curated record. The coding region runs from base 29 to 751 and encodes 240 amino acids. The transcript has 5 exons. NCBI's taxonomy places the organism in Eukaryota, Metazoa, Arthropoda, Insecta, Lepidoptera, Papilionidae. Gene Ontology annotation, molecular function: oxidoreductase activity, acting on a sulfur group of donors, disulfide as acceptor.